UGGGCUCCACCAAGAAGAUCAAUGUCAACUUCCAGGAUCCAGAUGGCUUCUCAGCUCUGCACCACGCGGCCCUCAAUGGCAACACUGAGCUGAUCUCCCUGCUGCUGGAAGCCCAGGCUGCUGUGGACAUCAAGGACAACAAGGGCAUGCGGCCCUUGCACUAUGCGGCCUGGCAGGGCCGGAAGGAGCCCAUGAAGCUGGUGCUAAAGGCGGGCUCAGCGGUGAACGUCCCAUCCGACGAGGGCCACAUCCCCUUGCACCUGGCGGCUCAGCACGGGCACUAUGAUGUGUCGGAGAUGCUCCUGCAGCAUCAGUCGAACCCCUGCAUGGUGGACAACUCGGGGAAGACGCCCCUGGACCUGGCGUGCGAGUUCGGCCGCGUCGGGGUGGUCCAGCUGCUUCUGAGCAGUAACAUGUGUGCUGCAUUGCUGGAGCCACGGCCGGGGGCCACCGACCCCAACGGCACCAGCCCCCUGCACCUGGCAGCCAAGAAUGGCCACAUCGACAUCAUCAGACUCCUCCUCCAAGCCGGCAUCGACAUCAACCGGCAGACCAAGUCCGGCACAGCACUGCAUGAGGCCGCGCUCUGCGGGAAGACAGAAGUGGUCCGGCUUCUGCUCGACAGCGGGAUCAACGCCCAGGUGCGCAACACCUACAGCCAGACGGCCCUGGACAUUGUGCAGCAGUUCACCACGUCGCAGGCCAGCAAGGAGAUCAAGCAGCUGCUGCGAGAGGCCUCAGCGGCCCUGCAGGUCCGAGCGACCAAGGAUUACUGCAACAACUAUGACCUGACCAGCCUGAACGUGAAGGCCGGGGACAUCAUCACCGUCCUGGAGCAGCACCCAGAUGGCCGGUGGAAAGGCUGUGUUCAUGACAACCGGACGGGCAAUGACCGCGUUGGCUACUUCCCAUCCUCCCUGGGAGAGGCCAUCAUCAAGCGAGCUGGUUCCCGAGCAGGCCCUGAGCCAAGCCCACCCCCAGGAGGUGGCUCGUCUGGGCCCUCUGCCCCUCCGGAGGAGAUCUGGGUUCUCAGGAAGCCUUUUGCAGGUGGCGACCGCAGUGGCAGCUUGAGUGGCACAGCUGGCGGCCGGGGCAGUGGGGGCCAUGCCCUGCACGCAGGCUCUGAAGGGGUCAAGCUCCUGGCGACAGUACUGUCCCAGAAGUCUGUCUCCGAGUCCAGCCCUGGGGACAGCCCCGUCAAGCCUCUGGAAAGCCCUGCAGGCGCCGCCCGGGCCCAGCCUCCAGUGCCGCAUGCUGGGCAGGCCCAUGUGGAGCAGCUGUCCAGGAAGCAGGAGCUGGCGUCUGAGGGCAAGAGCGCCGAGGCGGUCAGCCAGUGGCUGGCCACGUUCCAGCUGCAGCUUUACGCACCCAACUUCAUCAGUGCCGGCUACGACCUGCCCACCGUCAGCCGCAUGACCCCUGAGGACCUGACGGCCAUCGGUGUCACCAAGCCCGGCCACCGGAAGAAGAUCACAGCUGAGAUCAGUGGCCUGAGCAUCCCCGACUGGCUGCCUGAGCACAAACCCGCGAACCUGGCUGUGUGGCUGUCCAUGAUCGGUCUGGCUCAGUACUACAAGGUCCUGGUGGACAACGGCUAUGAGAACGUUGACUUUAUCACCGACAUCACCUGGGAGGACCUUCAGGAGAUCGGCAUCACCAAGCUGGGACACCAGAAGAAGCUAAUGCUGGCCGUGCGGAAGCUGGCAGAGCUGCAGAAGGCGGAACAUGCCAAGUACGAGGGGGGCCCCCUGCGCCGGAAGGCACCCCAGUCACUCGAGGUGGUGGCUAUCGAGUCGCCACCCCCACCUGAACCUACCCCGGCCGACUGCCAAUCUCCGAAGAUGACCACCUUCCAGGACAGUGAGCUCAGUGGGGAGCUGCAGGCGGCCAUGACUGGCCCAGCCGAGGGCGCUACCGCCCCAGAAAAGCCCUACACCCAGCUGCCACCCACCCCAAGGGGUGGUCUGCGGCAGGAGCCCAGCCUGGGCGGGCGAGCCCGCCACAUGAGCAGCUCCCAGGAGCUGCUGGGCGAUGGGCCCGUGGGACCCAGCAGCCCCAUGUCACGGAGCCAGGAGUACCUGCUAGAUGAGGGGCCAGCCCCGGGGACCCCGCCCAAAGAGGCCCGGCCCAGCCGCCACGGCCACAGCGUCAAGAGAGCCAGCGUGCCCCCAGUGCCCGGUAAGCCGCGGCAGGUCCUUCCACCGGGCACCAGCCACUUCACACCCCCCCAGACGCCCACCAAAGCCCGGCCGGGCUCUCCCCAGGCCCUAGGCGGGCCUCACGGUCCCACCCCGGCUACGGCCAAGGUGAAGCCCACCCCGCAGCUGCUGCCACCGGCAGAACGUCCCAUGUCUCCUCGCUCGCUGCCCCAGUCGCCCACCCACCGAGGCUUUGCCUACGUGCUGCCCCAGCCUGUGGAGGGAGAGGUGGCCCCGGCGGCCCCAGGGCCGGUGCCCAGGCUGUGCCUGCCCCCCGAGGCUGAUGGCGAGCCCGGGCGGCCAAAGAAACGCGCCCACAGCUUGAACCGCUACGCCGCAUCCGACAGCGAGCCCGAGCGGGACGAGCUGCUGGUUCCCGCUGCGGCGGGGCCCUACGCCACGGUGCAGCGGCGCGUGGGCCGCAGCCAUUCUGUACGGGUGCCAGCUGGCGCCGACAAAAACGUCAACCGCAGCCAGUCCUUCGCCGUGCGGCCCCGCAAGAAGGGGCCCCCGCCCCCCCCGCCCAAGCGCUCCAGUUCCGCCAUGGCCAGCGCAAACCUGGCUGAUGAGCCAGGGCUGGACGCUGAGACCAAGGGGGCUGGGCCUGAGGACGGCGGGCCAGGGGUCCGGGCACAGCGCCGCCGGGCCAGCGACCUGGCCAGCAGCGUGGACACGGGCAGUGCGGGCAGCGUCAAGAGCAUCGCGGCCAUGCUGGAGCUGUCCUCCAUUGGGGGUGGGGGCCGGGCUGCCCGCAGGCCCCCUGAGGGCCACCCCACGCCCCGGCCUGCCAGCCCCGAGCCCGGCCGCGUGGCCACGGUGCUGGGCUCCGUGAAGCACAAGGAAGCGAUCGGGCCAGACGGGGAAGUGGUGAACCGCCGGCGCACACUCAGCGGGCCCGUCACGGGGCUACUGGCCACCGCGCGCCGGGGGCCUGGUGAGCCGGCGGCGCCCGCAGAUCAAGGCCCCUUUGCCGAGGAUGGACCUGCACGGCAGCGGCCCCGAGGCCCAGCCAAGGGCGAGAGCGGCAGCGAGGGCCCGCCCCUGGCCAGGGUGGAGGCCAGCGCCACUCUUAAAAGGCGCAUCCGGGCCAAGCAGAGCCAGCAGGAGAAUGUCAAGUUCAUCCUGACGGAGUCGGACACCGUCAAGCGAAGGCCCAAGGCCAAGGAGCGGGAAGCGGGCCUGGAGCCGCCCCCGCCGCUGUCUGUGUACCAGAACGGCACGGGCACCCUGCGACGCCGGCCCAUCUCGGAGCAGGGCGCGCCCCCAGAGCUGCCGCCACCACCCCCGCCCGCAGAGCCGCCACCUCCUGACCUGGCACACCUGCCCCCGCUGCCCCUGCCAGACGGCGAUGCUCGGAAGCCAGUCAAGCCGCCCGUCUCUCCCAAGCCUGUCCUGGCUCAGCCUGUGCCCAAGGUGCAGGGCUCCCCUACGCCGGCGUCCAAGAAGGUGCCGCUCCCAGGCCCAGGCAGCCCAGAGGUGAAGCGCGCCCAUGGGACGCCACCGCCCGUGUCGCCCAAGCCACCGCCGCCGCCCACGGCGCCCAAACCGGCCAAGGCCUCUGCGGGGCUGCCCUUGGGCAGCACCAGCCCGUCGCCCGCUCCGUCGCCGGCGCGCCAGCCGCCCGCAGCCCUCGCCAAGCCGGCCGGCACUCCACCCCCAGGAGGCGUGAGCCCCGCCAGGCCUCCGUCUCCCCCCUUGGCCGCCGAGGAGAAAAGCACUGGCAGCAUCUUGGAUGAUAUCGGCAGCAUGUUCGACGACCUGGCCGACCAGCUGGACGCCAUGCUGGAGUGA
This is a messenger RNA of Orycteropus afer afer, 3989 nucleotides long. The record is from RefSeq and is a predicted model, not a curated record. NCBI's taxonomy places the organism in Eukaryota, Metazoa, Chordata, Mammalia, Tubulidentata, Orycteropodidae.